UUGUAGAAGUACCUUCUGCCAGGCUGCAGCCCCUUCAUUACGCCGCCGAAGACGAACCCAGGGCGGCGCCAUCCGAUGCUGUGGUUCGCCGCUGCUUGUACGUGCUCGUGUCUGCUGGCACGUCUCCUCAUUCCUCCUCGCGCCGGGCGGGGGACCCGUACCUCACCGACCUCUUCCCGUCGUCAUCGCACACAGACAGCACCCGCAUCUCGUCCACCUCAUCGGUGAACGCCGGGUGCAGCUGGGCGGGCCGUGCGACAGAUCCCUCGUAGGAAAUAUUGCCAGAUCACUUUAAAAUAAAUUGUACUAUUCAUUCAUUGUAAAAGUCACCCUGGUAUGCAGGAUACAUAGUCUGAUAUCUGAAUCUUAACCCUGGUGCUAUCUGUAGCUGAUGGUUGUUUUGCCCCUAAUUCAGGCUCUCGCAGAAUUUGAUGGCGACUCUACGGAUUGAAAUAAAAGUAAGGAGACACCAAAGAGUGGGUUGGUCUUAUCUGAUCUUCUGGAGUUAAAACUUACUUUUCCCUAGAGAAUAGGAAAAUAUCUGGAAGUUCCACAAGCAACAAACAACCAUCAGUUGCGUGCACACUAAAUUUGCCUGGUGUUAACCUGGACUCAUUUUCCAUUGAAAGGAAAAAGGAGAUAGCUGCCACCCCUUCUGCUCUUCCUCCAACUCAUACUAUAGUGCAGGAAAAGUAUAGCAGAAGUCAUGAAUCCAGUAGCUCAGAGAUGCAUAUUGCAUCGAAAGGCUUUGAUUCCUUUAGAACAAAAACAGGUUCUCAAAGCACAAAUCAAAUGGAAGCUACUAUGGCAUUUGCAAAUUGGUAUGCUCACUUUCAGUCUACUGGCUCAGAAAGUGUUGUCGGAGACUCCAAGCAACUGGACCUAUUUAAGAGGGCUUUAGUUGCCGAGCCUUCUAAUUUUCCAGUUUCUGGGACUGCCAUCAAACCGGGAUUAGCUGCUGGAAAUCAAACAAACAUAGAUUCAGAAGAUUUAGCUUCAGCAUUAAAUGUAGACAAUCUUUCCAUUCA
Aegilops tauschii subsp. strangulata is the source of this 1028-nucleotide messenger RNA. The record is from RefSeq and is a predicted model, not a curated record. NCBI's taxonomy places the organism in Eukaryota, Viridiplantae, Streptophyta, Magnoliopsida, Poales, Poaceae.